UUGACUGGGUUCUUCGUGUGAACAGUGUUGCUGUGCAAAACCUUACCAGGAUCGUAGCAGAAGAUCUGUCAGUCACUAUAACAAGUUUGUGUGUCGGAGCCACAGGACCUUCGCUGUUGUCGUUAAGCUACGAUCUGCUAAGAUGACAGAGCUGAGGCACCGUGGAGCCAGAGACACCGACCCAGCGUUACAGCAGCAGCCGUCAGAGGACAAGGGUUCAGACAGUGAGCUGAAGGUGGAAAAAGAUGGGGUUUCAGACACUGAGGCCAAGGUGGACUCAGGGGUCCCAGAGGUGCCGGUCCCUCCUGAUGACACCCCUGAGGUUCUAAACAAGGCCCUGUCCGGACUCUCCUCAAGAUGGAAGAACUGGUGGGUACGAGGCAUCCUCACAUUAGCCAUGAUCUCCUUCUUCUUCUUCAUCAUCUACCUGGGCCCCAUGGUGCUUAUGAUGAUUGUCCUCUGUGUUCAGAUCAAGUGCUUCCAAGAAAUCAUCACCAUCGGCUACAGCGUCUACCACUCCUACCACCUGCCCUGGUUCAGGACGUUGAGCUGGUACUUCCUGUUGUGUGUGAACUACUUUUUCUAUGGCGAGACCGUGACAGAUUACUUCUUCACACUGGUGCAGAGGGAGGAGCCGCUUCGUAUCCUCAGCAAAUACCACCGCUUCAUCUCCUUCGCUCUCUACCUCACAGGUUUCUGCAUGUUUGUGCUGAGUUUGGUGAAGAAACACUACCGCCUUCAGUUCUACAUGUUUGGUUGGACCCAUGUGACUCUGCUGAUUGUGGUGACUCAGUCUCACCUUAUCAUUCACAACCUGUUUGAGGGGAUGAUCUGGUUCAUUGUGCCAAUUUCCUGUGUGAUCUGUAACGACAUUAUGGCCUACAUGUUUGGAUUCUUCUUCGGCCGCACCCCUCUCAUCAAGCUGUCACCCAAGAAGACAUGGGAGGGAUUCAUUGGUGGGUUGUUCGCCACCAUUGUGUUUGGCAUCAUGCUCUCCUAUGUGAUGGCCGGCUACCGCUAUUUUGUGUGUCCAGUGGAGUUCAACAACGACUCCAACAGUUUCCAGGUGGAUUGUGAGCCGUCUGACCUUUUCCAGCUGCAGGAAUACGCCCUGCCCAGCGUCCUGGAGUCUGUCACCGGAUGGACCACAGUGCGCCUCUAUCCGUUCCAGAUCCACAGCAUCGCUCUCUCCAGCUUCGCCUCCAUCGUGGGACCCUUCGGUGGCUUUUUCGCCAGCGGCUUCAAGAGAGCCUUCAAGAUCAAGGAUUUUGCCAACACAAUCCCCGGUCAUGGUGGCAUUAUGGACAGGUUCGACUGCCAGUACCUCAUGGCCACAUUUGUUAAUGUCUACAUUGCCAGCUUUAUCAGGGGCCCCAAUCCCAGCAAGGUGAUCCAGCAGCUCCUGGCCCUCCGUGCCGACCAGCAGCUCCACAUCUUCAACUCCCUGAAGGCUCACCUGACGGAGAAGGGCCUGCUGCCAGCGCUGGAGGAGGCCGCCGCCUAGAUCCGCCCACACCGGCCUCGCCCUGAAGGGGGAGUCAGAGAGGAGGGCAGCGCCUGUGGGGUCCGUGCAGCCCUGGAGAUCUGGGAGACUCGAAGUGCUUUGAGUGAGCGAGAACACAUCUGAGAAAAAACAAAACAAAUCAACAACAACAACAAAGAAAACCACAAAUAACUACAGCCUUGGGUCAUUCCAUUUCAUCUGGGUAUGAGAGUGGUGUGUGUUUGUGUUCACACAGUCUGUGAAUCAUGUUUCUGACACCAGUGUUUUCAGGUUUAGUUAGUGAAUUACUGUUACACAUUUCCAUUAUAGACAACUUGUAUCUAUUCACACUGUUGAACAAAACGUUGGUCAGCUGUACAUUUCUACCUGUAAACAGGACACCUUCUAUAUACCAAGUAAUGUGUUAAUAUUUUACUGUACAUUUUUUUUCUUUGUUUAAUGCACUGCUCUCAACCCUGUUACUCACUGUAAUGUUACUCCAGCUGCCCCCUCCCCUAAAAUUUAAGUUUUAAUUUUCUUUGUUGUGAUUGUUUCUAUUUAUACAUAGAUGGUUUUUAUAUUUGCUAUGUUCUAUUAUAUCUUAAGGUCGUGUCUGUGUCUGUUUUAUUCAGGCUGAAUUCACUUUUACCAUCUGCCAAGUGCAUUUGUGUGUCACUUUUUUUUUUUUUUUUUUUUUUCCUGUGUUUGUUGCCAUUCAACAUUUCAAAGCCUCUCGUGCUUGGCCAAGUAAUUGUCGUCAUGUUAUCAUGUGUUGUCAUGCAGAAAUAUAAGGUGAAUGAGGAGGUUACACUGAAGUAUUUGAUUGAAUCUGACAGACACAGAAUCCAGUCUCUGAGGCGGAUGAAUCCCAGCUGUUGGAGGUUUUUUGCAGUAAGGAGCAGUUUAGCAAAAUGGUCUUUUAGUAUGAGUGAAGGCCAGUGCGAUGAACACCAGCACAAUAUAGACACACACUCCCUUCACCUGGUUGCUAUUUCAUGGCAAACGUGGAAGAUAGACAGUCAUGUUUUAUUUUUUGGAUUAAUUGACGUGAUCUGUGUUCAGACUUUUUUUAUCUGUAACAAUGACCUGUUAAAGGUUUUAUACAUUUUCAGUGAGGUGGUGAGAUUGUUCAUUACGGCUUCUAUUUGUGACAUUGUUGGGAUGGGACUGUUUGUACCAGUGUACAUGAGGCAUGGUGAUGGUUUCUACACUGCCAGAAUCUGCUUCUGUUGUAACCUCGUCAUGUUCACAGCUUCAGAGCAGAACAUGUGGCUACCGCUGGUCUGCUCGACUGAUUUGGGUGAAACCUUUCCUAUAAAGCAGGUGGUUGUCUUUGUAACGCAUCUGAUUUUUAAGUUUGCCAAUACCAUCAGAUGCUGUAUCCCCACCAGGGUUCAUCCCCAGGAGGAUUCUGGGAUGUGUGUGACACUGGCAAAUGUCUGUUUGAUUUGGUGGUAAAAUAUAAAAACUGAAGUUCCUUUACUGUUGGUUCAUUUCUGUUUUUUAAGUUUUCUAGAAGAGUUUCUUCCACAGUCUGUAGUUAUUUUAAAGGAGCACCUCACCGAUUCUUACCCCUAAACAUCAGUACUACUCAGACUGUCUGGGAAAAUAACCCCGAUGAUGUCAUAGUGAUGUCAUUACGACUGAGCUUGAAAUUUUACCUGAAAGACGGAAAUACAAACUGGGUUGUGGAAUUUCAAAUAGUGUGGGCCUUUAUGAGGAGGGUCAAAUUAAAAAAAAAAAAAAAAAGUUAAUUGUUGAGAUGCAUUAUGGGAAAUGUAGUGUCCACAAAAAAUCAGGUUAUCUCGACCUCUGUUUCAAUUUUGACAAUUCUAUGUCUCUUGCAUGUCCACAAAUUUAUGUUGGAACACUCCUUUGAAAGUGCCAACACAGUCUGCUUUGUUAUUUUAGUCUGAGUUAAAAAUGUUUUUAUCAUUGUUAUUGGAAAUAUAAAUAUCAUUUGAACUGUGAUUGAGCCCUUUGAACUCAAACCGUAAACAGUAAUACUCAAACAGUAUUGAUAGAUUACAGCGAAAGUUGGAGAGCAAAUUCACCUCCAGUUUCCAACAGACUCCAAAAGGCUCAGAUUGUUAAUUUAAGUAAAUCUGCAAAUGGUGAUUAAUUACAAGUUAAUGGGUUGCUAUGGAGAAAUUAUGGUGAGGGUGCUAUACAGGGGCUUAGGCGCUGCAGCAAACACUAAAGUACAUCCAGUGUACACGAGUCCAACUCUGAUUGGACAAAGCUUUGGCUGUAAUCAUCCUAACAUCCUCUAAUCACCUCAUCUCAUUUGUGCACGUUCUCCAUUUUGUUUCUAUCCAAUCAGAUAAAAGAAUUCAUUUCUCCUUGUCAGUGAAGCCAAACGAACUCUGGAGGUCGAGUGAAGCACUGUAAACGUUAAUGUAACCCAGACAACUGUUUCUUUUGUAGCAGGGAUGUGAAGGUUGGGAUCUAUGUGUCUCCAUAUGGUCAUCAUAUAAAAACUCACCAGGGUCAGCUUGGAAACCACUUGCCACCUUAAAUUUCCUCUCAUCAGAAUCUGAAUCAUUAAAAAUAUAAGUAUAUACUUUUAAGCAAAGGACUUACAUUUUUGGUAACCCAGAAUUUGCUUUUGCUCCAUUAUGACAAUCAGUUUAUAGGAGUUGACGUCAUUAUUUUUUCAGACGGUAUAAACCACUCUAUGAACCAAGCAUGGCUUUACAUGUUGUUUUCUUUUUGCAUCUGAAAGUCAUUCCAUUCAUUUCUUCACUGAUGUGAUUCCAUUCUCGUCUCUGUUUUUAACUAGUGUGAUAUCCAACCAGUCUUAACUAGAUCUUUCUUACAAUAUUUAUUUUAUUUACUGUAAGCAAAUCAGACCUUUUCAAAGCUAAGAUAUUGUACAUUUAAAAAAAUGUUUAGAGAUAUGUUGAGUGUUCUUUAGUAUUCUUGGUUAGAGGAGUAUAUAAGUAUUAUUAUUAUUAUCAUAGUAAAAAACAUCAAGAUAGCAGAAAACUAUUUUCUCCGUCUUUUCUUGCUGUGACUUUAGUGCACUUGGGUGUUUUCUAGGCUAUUCCUUGAUAGCUGUUGUGUGAACCAACUUCUGUGUCGCAGUGAAGCAAGUUGAAGCAAUGCUGCGGAUACUUGUAGCGCCGUGUUGCAUCGUCUCCUUUUGAAUAGACAGGAAGUUUCCUGAGAAGUCUGAGGACUGGUGUCUCAGCAGUCGUAAGAUAUCUCACAUUUCUCAUGCUUCACCGCCUCUGUAGCGGUGUGAUCUUUGAGGUUUUUGUCCCCCCGCAGCUCUGUACUGCCAUUUCUCUGUCAGGUGUUACACGCAGCCACUAGAGAGAGCUGGAGCUUGUGUGGUUGGCUUAUUAAGUGUAAUACUGAUGCUGCAUCUGAGCAGAAAAGGUUUGACCCUUUGUAACUGCUGUUUGAUACAUUCCAGUGCCCCUAAAAUUGAGGUUUGCUCACAUGAGGGAUUAAUAUAAAACUAUCAGUGCUUUUGUUUUUUUGUUUCGUGGCGCUCAGGAAACCCCUCUGUGCCAUUCUUAAUCAACACAGUGCCACUUUGCUGUUGUGAAUCCUGCCCAGCCAGGACCCUCUUACAAGGAUUGUAUGGCAGGUUGUGACUGUCCCACAUACUGUGUAGGCUCCCCUCUGUGGACAAUUUGUUUUGUUGUUAUAGAUUCUCUUUAAAAAAAAAACCUGUAUGAUUUCAGUAUAUCAUUCCUAAACUGUGCAAUGGUUUGUGUUGAGUUGUACAAUUGUCUAGAGCAAAGUGGUACCCUUUGAUGCUGAAAUGUGCUUCGCCUUGGUUCAGAGAAAAUUAAAGAUAUAUAUAUAUAAAAUUAAAAAAAAAAA
Messenger RNA from Seriola aureovittata, 5320 nucleotides. RefSeq names its product CDP-diacylglycerol synthase (phosphatidate cytidylyltransferase) 2 (gene cds2). Gene Ontology annotation, cellular component: endoplasmic reticulum membrane. Gene Ontology annotation, molecular function: phosphatidate cytidylyltransferase activity. NCBI's taxonomy places the organism in Eukaryota, Metazoa, Chordata, Actinopteri, Carangiformes, Carangidae. Bases 143 to 1504 code for a protein of 453 amino acids. The record is from RefSeq and is a predicted model, not a curated record. The transcript has 13 exons.